GCAGCUUCUGUGCUGGCUACGUUUUUAAAAUUAGUAGAGCUCAUUUUUCUGCCGUGGAUACUUCAUGAAGAUUCUUGUAUUUCUUCAAGUUCAUGAUGAUAUUACUUCUUCCUCUCCUUUCUCACUCAACUGACCCUGAUCUAUUGCUGGACUUCCGUGCUGGAGACCUGGCUGCUGCUGCUGCUGCUGCUCCAUCCCUUAAUGGUUUCCCCUGCAAACCAACCUCUGCAGUUACCUCAGAUGGCUUUUUCUUUGAUGCUUUAACCAAAGAAGGAAACAUGAGCAACAUAUCUGGAUCAGCAGUGAAUUCAGCCAACGUCCUUACACGGAAAGUCCUGGUAGGCCUCGUGACUACCGGAAACGAGUAUUACUCGAAAGUCCUCGGUCCCUGGCAAAUGUUUGUGAUUCCUCGUGGAUUACAUUUCCAGCUGAAUGUGGGAAAAGGGAAGGCACUUGCCAUUACAACUUUCAGCAGUCAGUUACCUGGAAGUUUGCCACUUUCCAAAACUAUCUUUGCUUCAGAUCCUUCAAUUCCUGAACAAUUCCUGAACAAUUCCUGACUUGGGCAUUCAAAGUAGAAGCUGAUGUUAUCGAAACCAUAAGAUUAAAACUUGGUGGUCAAGAGAAAAAUGCAUUAAUUCCCUGAGUUGGUAUUAAUGUAUAAUGUUCAUCAUCAUCAACUCGUUCAAGAUAAAAUUUCACCAGCAUG
Messenger RNA from Rubroshorea leprosula, 709 nucleotides. Lineage: Eukaryota; Viridiplantae; Streptophyta; Magnoliopsida; Malvales; Dipterocarpaceae. The record is from the annotation of a GenBank genome assembly.